This is a messenger RNA of Thalassophryne amazonica, 2823 nucleotides long. RefSeq names its product molybdenum cofactor synthesis 1 (gene mocs1). The transcript is spliced from 11 exons. Gene Ontology annotation, molecular function: GTP 3',8'-cyclase activity; metal ion binding; cyclic pyranopterin monophosphate synthase activity. The coding region runs from base 36 to 2354 and encodes 772 amino acids. Gene Ontology annotation, biological process: Mo-molybdopterin cofactor biosynthetic process. The record is from RefSeq and is a predicted model, not a curated record. Lineage: Eukaryota; Metazoa; Chordata; Actinopteri; Batrachoidiformes; Batrachoididae.
UUUGCCUGCUGAGGAGCUGUAAGAGUGUUACUAGCAUGUUUGCUCACAUUAGAAAGUGUUGCAGGUUGUUAGACAGGCGCAGUGGUGUGAAAAACGUCAGUAAAGCAUUAUUCCAGUCGGUAAAUGUUAGCAUUAGUCGGCUGUGUUCGAGCGCUACACAGAAUAAAGUUCCAUUUGGAGUCUCGACUUUCAGGUCGAACUGCGGCGCUGCUCCGGAGACAAACCAGAGGCGACGAGAUGACAACAUCCCCUUCUCGGCAUUCUUGACAGACAGCUUUGGCCGGAGACACAACUACCUGCGGAUCUCUCUGACUGAGAAAUGCAACCUGCGCUGCCAGUAUUGCAUGCCAGAGGAGGGGGUUAAGCUGACACCACGUUCGCAGCUUCUGUCCACCUCAGAGAUACUGACCCUGGCUCGCCUUUUUGUUCAGGAGGGGGUGGAAAAAAUCCGCCUCACUGGAGGAGAACCCCUCAUCAGACCUGAUGUUGUGGAAAUCAUUGCCGAACUGAAGAAGCUGAAGGGACUCAAAACCAUUGCAGCAACAACUAACGGCAUGAACCUGGCCAGGCUGCUGCCUAAGCUGAAAGAUGCAGGCCUCAACCUGAUUAACAUCAGCCUGGAUUCACUUGUCCCUGCAAAAUUUGAAUUCAUUGUCAGGAGAAAAGGGUUACACAAAGUCAUGGAGGGUAUUGAUAAGGCAGUCGAAAUGGGAUACAACCCUGUUAAGGUCAACUGUGUGGUUAUGAGGGGACUCAAUGAGGAGGAGCUACUUGAUUUUGUGUCACUCACUGAGAAUAAGCCUCUGGAGGUGCGCUUCAUUGAAUAUAUGCCCUUUGACGGCAACAAGUGGAAUUUUAAGAAGAUGGUGAGCUACCAGGAAAUGCUAGACCACAUAAAGCGGCAGUGGCCCAAACUGGAAAUGGUUCCUACUGGACACACGGACACGGCCAAGGCUUUUAAAGUGCCUGGAUUUGAAGGUCAGGUGGGCUUCAUAACCUCCAUGUCUGACCAUUUUUGUGGCUCCUGCAACCGAUUACGCAUCACCGCAGAUGGAAACCUGAAGGUGUGCUUGUUUGGGACCUCUGAGGUGUCCCUCAGGGAUCUUUUACGUUCUGGGGCCUCUGAUGAAGAACUGCUGCAAAUCAUUGGAGCUGCUGUGGGCAGAAAGAAGAAACAGCAUGCAGGCAUGUUCACGCUGUCUCAAAUGAAGAACAGGCCUAUGAUCCUCAUUGGUACCACAUCCCAACACCCUUCAAGUGUGCCAAAUUCACAGACCAGCGAGAAGGUUUUACCUGUUUUUUGCAAGCUUGAAAGUGUCUCUCAACAGCUGUGUCCUUCCAGUAGGACAGUGCUGAAUAGAGAUACUGUUUCUUGCCUUUCAGAUUGCACUGAUUUAAAACAGACAACCCAUGUUUGCGACUGUAGAAUGUCAAUGAAUGAACAUACCCAAAUUAUUUUAUGUGUCAGAGAAGAAAAACUGUGUAAGACAGACGUUCUCUACAGUGUAGCACAUCUUCAGUCCAUUCAGUUGGACAAUCUGUUCCAGUAUCUCCGUUGUGUCAGUAAGAUUGCAGUUUAUUUGACACGCAUAAAUGCAGUGAGCUAUGCUAACACUCACUAUCUCAGAUACGCACAAUUUGGGAGUCUGAAAAUUUUUAAGAAAGACUUAGUCGGGACCCCAGGAACGUUUUGCACAUUAUCGGCGAAUGCCAAGCCCAGUGAAAACCGCUACAGUGUUAGACUGUGCCAUAAUCAAAUUUCAGUGAACGUCAGAAAUCUCAGGCAAUCAGCCAGCGAUCAGACCGUGUCAGCCAACCGUAACCAGCUGGAUGGUGCUGCCGAAGUCCAGCUGACACAUACAGAUGCCCAAGGCAGAGCCACCGUGGUGGAUAUUGGCAGAAAGCUUCCAACACGUCGAAUAGCCACAGCGUGUGCCGCGGUCAUCCUGGGCUCCACCGCCUUUAAGUUACUGCGGGACAACCAGCUGGUCAAGGGUGACGCGCUGACUGUGGCACAGUUGGCUGGCGUCAUGGCUUCCAAACAGACUUCAGCACUCAUCCCGCUCUGCCACACGCUUCCUUUAGAUCACACGUCUGUCGCCUUUGACCUCGAUGAGCCCCAGAACACUGUGGUUGUCACAGCAACCUGCCGCACUACAGGCAGGACAGGAGUGGAGAUGGAGGCUCUGACGGCAGUUACGGUGGCAGCGCUGACCAUCUAUGACAUGUGCAAGGCAGUGAGUCAUGACAUCAUCAUCACGGACAUAAAGCUGAUCCGUAAGACUGGCGGGAAGAGGGACUUUCAGCGUCAUUCACGACUUCUCCAGGAUUCUGACACUGUAAAAGCAGAAUAAAUAAGAUUUAACUUGCUCUGUUAAUCCCACAUAAUAUGAAAUAAAUUGCCAUGUUUAGUAAUUUUAAAAUGUUUGUUUCCGUGUCAUAGAUGUAGGUUUAGAGUGUUUGUUUUUGUCUAUAGAUGCUCAUCUGUCAGUCAGGAUUUUUACAGCAGAGCCACAUGUGGACUAUGUUCAGUUUAUCAGUGUUGAACACUAUAUCUAUAACCUCUGUCCCAUUUAUUACACACUGUAUAUUUAUAAUUUUACUAAGUUUCACCACAGUAUGAAUGUUUGGAUCAUCUGAGCGCUCAUCUGUUCAUUUCUGGGUUAUGAAUGUUGAAUGUUUAUGAUAGUUCUGAAGGAAUUCUCAGUUAUUACUUAUUAUUUCUUAAUCAUCACCGUUUAUCGUAGCUGACAAUAUAGUUGGUUCUUUUCUGUUUGAUAACCCACAUUAAUUCAUACUUUUGCCCACAUUUAUUUUAUAUGU